AUGAACCUGCAGGAUGUUAUUUAUUCUACGAAUAGCUUGUCGAAGCGAGCCGUAACAUUCAAACUGGGCUGGGAGGUCAUAGCCCUCGACAAACUUGGCAGCACAGAAUCCCUCCCCAGCAUAUUUCUUGAGGAUCAAUCGUCCAGUGGAGAUCUCAUCAAGUUAAUGUGUGGCGGACCGGCGGACCAACUGUCAAACGUUAAAAGGUGUUCUGGACCGAUGAUAAGCGGGAGCAGCCUUCCGCGAGCGCGACAGCUAACAGAGGGAACAUUAAGUUGCUCCAAUGCGUUAUUUCAUGCCACAGAAAAGCCCAUGGUCGGCCUCCCGUCUCCCACGCGCCCUCCCGCUCGUUAG
Paracoccidioides lutzii Pb01 is the source of this 354-nucleotide messenger RNA. RefSeq lists its product as hypothetical. The transcript is spliced from 2 exons. The record is from RefSeq and is a predicted model, not a curated record. The coding region runs from base 1 to 354 and encodes 117 amino acids.